AGAACUUGGCAAUUUGAUCAAAAAUUCUAUGUCAACAGAAGGAGUAGAGGGGCUGAAAUAGCUCAUUUGAAAAGGGUUUAUGACCUGGUAGAUUAUGUAAGAAAAACAAUAGAAAAAGAACAGAUCAAUUUUGAAACUUUUCUUGACAAUAUUAGGCCUUUAAAGCUUACCUUAAAUUAUCUAAAAGAAGUAGAAGUCGAAGAAUUUAAAAAUCUUGCCAAUUUUGUAUUGGAAAAAUUAAAGAAUCAACCUAAUUAA
This is a messenger RNA of Racocetra persica, 258 nucleotides long. The record is from the annotation of a GenBank genome assembly. Lineage: Eukaryota; Fungi; Glomeromycota; Glomeromycetes; Diversisporales; Gigasporaceae.